Molecule: messenger RNA, 903 nt
Organism: Pocillopora damicornis (cauliflower coral)
Lineage: Eukaryota; Metazoa; Cnidaria; Anthozoa; Scleractinia; Pocilloporidae
Product: NADH dehydrogenase [ubiquinone] flavoprotein 2, mitochondrial
Biological process (GO): mitochondrial electron transport, NADH to ubiquinone
Cellular component (GO): respiratory chain complex I
Molecular function (GO): NADH dehydrogenase activity
Source: RefSeq, a predicted model, not a curated record
AAUUAAAGUUUUCUGUUUUCCACCGCCAUGUUGUCGAGUCUGAGAACUUUGUCAAGAUCAUUCUCGCUUAUUCGUGCUGUUGGCAAGGCCAGUCAACAAGCAGUAUCCAUCCAUCCCUCAAGAUGUUUUCAUCGGGCAAUACCCGUCUUGUCAGAUAAGCUUUUCGUGCACAGGGAUACUCCAGAAAAUAAUCCAGACAUUCCAUUUGAACUGACUGCUAAAAACCUGGAGAGAGCGAAAACAAUCAUAAACAACUACCCUGAUGGACACAAAGCAGCUGCUGUCAUACCUGUACUGGAUCUGGCACAAAGACAACAUGGUUGGCUACCAAUUUCUGCAAUGAAUUAUGUUGCUGAUUUAUUGGAAAUGCCAAGAAUGAGAGUUUAUGAAGUGGCAACAUUCUACACCAUGUAUAACAGGGAACCUGUUGGAAAAUAUCACAUUCAAGUCUGCACCACAACACCUUGUCAACUGAGAGACUCAGACAUGGUAGUAGAAGUUAUUUCCAAGAAAUUAGGUAUCAAGAUUGGCGAAUCAACAAAAGAUGGUUUGUUUACCAUGAGUUCAGUAGAAUGCCUUGGAGCUUGUGUGAAUGCCCCAAUGAUGCAGAUUAACGACAACUACUAUGAGGACCUCGCAGCCAACGACGUAGAAGAAAUCAUUGACGAUCUGAUUGCUGGAAAAACACCAAAAGCGGGACCCAGGAGUGGUCGAUUUUGUUGUGAGCCCGCCGGAGGACUGACGUCAUUAACAGAGCCUCCCAAAGGGCCAGGCUUUGGUGUGCGAUCUGACCUUUAAACCGUUUGCUCACUGAUAAUACUGUUAUUGAACCUUGUAAAAUAGAAAUUAAACUUUGUGUAAUCUUGUUUGAGAUGCGAUAAAUAAAUUUGGUUUUUAACUUGU